This is a messenger RNA of Macadamia integrifolia, 680 nucleotides long. RefSeq names its product pathogenesis-related protein 1B-like. The transcript has a single exon. The coding region runs from base 114 to 650 and encodes 178 amino acids. Gene Ontology annotation, cellular component: extracellular region. The record is from RefSeq and is a predicted model, not a curated record. Lineage: Eukaryota; Viridiplantae; Streptophyta; Magnoliopsida; Proteales; Proteaceae.
CUAAACUUAGUGGUAACAGGUUGGAACUUCCUCAAAAAGGACUUUGGCCUUCUCUCCAAGGCAGCUGCCAGCAACUAUAUAUUUGUGAAGGACAAAUAUAUCAUCUGAAGAACAUGGCUGCUACCUCCCUGACGACCCUUCGGUUACUGCAACUACCGCUGCUAGCUGCUAUGGGCUUGGUGGUGGUCGUGGUAGUCGUGGUGGAUGCCCGUCCUCCUCCUCUAGUGGCUAACUUCGAAAAGGAAAUGGUGGAGGAACACAAUAAAGUCCGUAGCUCAAUGGGGAUAAGCCCAUUGACAUGGAAUGCGACCGUGGCAGCAUACGCAGUGGGAUAUGUGAAGCAGAGAUCAAGAGAUUGCGAACUCGUACACUCCAAAGGACCAUACGGGGAGAACAUCUACUGGGCCCAAGGCACUGAGCUAGAGAACGCCGCAGCUGCCGUGAAAAUGUGGGUAGAUGAAAAGAGAGACUACGACCACGCCACCAACUCCUGCAUCAAUGGGAAGCAAUGCCUCCAUUACACCCAGGUUGUUUCAAAGAGGUCUCAACAACUGGGCUGCGCCAACGUCAAAUGCACCAAUAACAAUGCUUACUAUGUCGUCUGUAGCUAUGACCCUCCUGGCAACAUAAUUGGACAACUCCCUUACUAAUUAAUUAAAGAGAUAUUCCAUAUAUGCUAA